Dichomitus squalens LYAD-421 SS1 is the source of this 150-nucleotide messenger RNA. RefSeq lists its product as uncharacterized. Lineage: Eukaryota; Fungi; Basidiomycota; Agaricomycetes; Polyporales; Polyporaceae. The transcript has a single exon. The record is from RefSeq and is a predicted model, not a curated record. The annotation marks the transcript as partial.
AUCAUCAUCUGGUCCCAAUCCAUCGAAGAGCACCGCCAUAAUGUCCAGCUAGUGCUACAAGCCCUCCACGAUGCCCACCUGUAUUGCUCUGACAAGAAAACCCAACUGUUUCUCCUCGAGGUCGACUUCCUCGGUCACCACAUCUCUGCC